CUUCCUUUUUCCUUCCCACCUAACCGCGUUACUGGAACUGUGGUCAGCGAACCGACGAGCUUGGCGUCAAGCUCAUCAGCGAGCGCGAGUACAGCCUCGAGUGGUGAUAGUAGGAGCCUGAGCGCCAGCUCGACGGCUACCGAGUCUCCAUCAUGGUUCAAGUUGCUGCUGCACUCCCUCCUGUUACAAGCGUAACUAUGCUGGAUGGACUGGAUGGGAAUUAUAUCAGUGCAUAUGAAGCUUGUCUCGAGUUUGAAAAGUCGGCCCCAGCCGACAGCGAUGCAUUGAUUCACGCAAGGAUACUGGGCUACUUGAUUAUCCAUUCCCCUUCUCGCACUGUGCUUCAUGAAGUCGUCAAGGCGAUACAGUCAUGUGCAGGGGAUUAUUCGGAGCUGUCUCAACUCGGACAGAUUUUCAUCGACUAUUUCAUUCGUCCCUUCAAGAAGUUCAAAGGUCGGACACCCGCGUCCUCGGAUGAUUCAUCGCGCCAGUCAUCAGAUAAACUCAAGAGAGAUUUGAGGUCUAGAAUUCAGGAAGCACCGAAAACGCAUAGAGAGGCAAAGGAUCUCGCUCUCGUCCGAGACGGGUUUCGGUGUGUAGUGACCGGCAAGUACCACCGGGACGCGCUUUCCGAGGUUUCGGCUUCCCCCGAGGAGAUUCGGGCAGCAGGUGUGGUGCACACGCAAUGUGCACACAUUGGGCCGGAAACAACCUAUUUUGACAUGAUCGACCAAGACUCCAGCAACAAGAAGCUCGACUACGCCGCUUCAGUGUUGGCAGUUUUGAAGGGUUUCGGCUAUGAUGUUGAGCAAGUCAAUGGGACAAAAGUACAUUCUCUUUACAAUGUCAUAACAAUGGAAUCCAAUGUCCACGACUGGUUUAGCCGCUUGGAAAUCUGGUUCGAGCAGACAAAAGUCUCAAACCGUUACAGGAUACGAUCUAUUGAGGCCUUUUACCGGUUGCCGAUGGAGGUAACGUUCACUACUCCAGAUAACGAGAGUCUUCCCGUCCCAUCCGAGACACUCCUCGGCCUGCAUGCUACUUGUGCCAAGGUCGCGAAUUUUUCUGGGGCGGCCGAACACAUUGAUAAGCUUGACUGUGGUGUCGAAGACUCGGGUGUCCUAGCAUAUGAUGGAAGUUCGGCAGAGGUAUUGAGUAGCGCCCUCUUGAAUCGCAUGAAUCAAGUUAUUGGCGUUCGGACCUAAAACGUCGGGGGAGAUGUAUGAGCGUUCUGCAAGGUUAUACACGUGGUGGAAAACCUGAGGUCUUCCAUGUCUUCUGGAUCCCUUGAUGGUCCUUUUCCUCUCCAUCUCUUGAUCAUGACCACCUUCCGACUCGCCUCCUUGUCCUUCGAGAAACACAGUGCGUGCCCCAGGAACUCAAAGU
Molecule: messenger RNA, 1386 nt
Organism: Desarmillaria tabescens
Lineage: Eukaryota; Fungi; Basidiomycota; Agaricomycetes; Agaricales; Physalacriaceae
Exons: 5
Coding region: 153-1205 (350 amino acids)
Source: RefSeq, a predicted model, not a curated record